CAUGGCAUGCUCUGAUCCAGCAGCCCGUGCCCUGCCCUGUUCUGGGGUCCUUUGCCAUAGGUGCCUUCCACCAGCGUGGCCCUUGUUGAAAUUUCCUGGCCUUUCACGUGUUGCGCCAUCUUGAUCUGCCUGGCUGCCCUCACUGCCAAUUGUGGGUGCUGCCCUCCUGGAAGCAGCAGGUCCCAGCAUGUGAUACAUGUUCCUUGGCAUCGGGAUGGAGUUUUGCAAAAGAGUUGGCUUGAGAUGGAGUAUUACACUUCUCAGCUGUCCUGGACCAUUCAUUUUCGGGGAAACCAUUGGCAGACUUCUAUGCUGGCAUUUCAGGCGUCCCUCCCCAUGAGAGCAGAACCGCGGAAGAAAAAGAAGAUAGAUCCAAGGAGAGAACAAGCACAAAAGGACCGUAUGAAGAAAAAGAUAAAAAAGCUGGAAAAAGCUGCCCUGGAAAUGAUUCCCAUUGAGGAUUUUGUAACACCAUUCAAGUUUUUGGAUGCUUCAAGAGUGCGAGAUAUCUCCCCGCUGUCCUUUGAGGAGAGUGAAAGGCGAGCCCUGCUCCUGAAGAAGUGGGCCCUGUACAAGCAGAAAGAGCAUGAGGCAGAGAUGGAAACACUGAAGUCUCUUAUGGCAGCUCAGCAGGAGGCACUAGAGGAAUUGCGUCUCGAAUCAGAAGAACUUUACCAAGCAGCAAUAAGACGAGAUGAUGACCUGUUUCCCUUUGAGAAGGAGGGGCCUACUUACACACCACAGGUUCCUGGCUAUGAGGCUCCUGAAGGGAAAUGCAUCGACAUUACCAAAGUGUACACACAGUGAGAUCAGAAGAUUGUGCCACGCAGCUGCAUUAGAGGGCAUGACAGGAGGACACAAUGGGAUGCGACUAGACUAUUUCUUUCGCUUUUUCAAACAUCCCUAUGCAGGUGGCUGUCAAAAGAAAAUAAAAACACCACCUGUCCUUGUUCCCUUUAUGCACAUGGCUGUCAAAAGAAAAUAAAAACACCACCUGUCUUGUU
Molecule: messenger RNA, 1004 nt
Organism: Chelonia mydas (Green sea turtle)
Lineage: Eukaryota; Metazoa; Chordata; Testudines; Cheloniidae
Gene: MRPL40
Product: mitochondrial ribosomal protein L40
Exons: 4
Coding region: 244-807 (187 amino acids)
Cellular component (GO): mitochondrial large ribosomal subunit; mitochondrial ribosome
Source: RefSeq, a predicted model, not a curated record